AUGAGCGUUCGAAAGGCCCUUGUUGGGAAAGGUCCCGGCGAGUAUGAGAUUAUCCACGAUGCCCCAGUACCUGAUUUACACAUGGACCAAAUGCUCUGCAAGACGAGUGCGGUAGCCUUGAAUCCUGCGGAUGCAAAGACCAUUGACCACUCACCGAGCCCAGGAAUUGGGGGCUAUGACUUCUCCGGAACGGUCGUCAAGGUUGGCGACUGUGUGACGAGGUUUAAGCCUGGUGAUCAGGUUUUCGGAUUCGUUCAUGGCUUGAAUGCGGACAAUCAAGAUUCCGGCGCGUUUGCCGAAUACGUGGUCGCCACAGCCGACCUCUGCUGCAAGAUGCCUGAAUCGAUGACCUUUACUCAAGCAUCUACGAUAGCUUUGGGGUUGGGAACUGUGGGCUACGCCAUGUUUCAGCAGCUGGGACUUGCCAUGCCUGGAUCUGAAGUUGGUGAGAGGCCGGAAUACGCUCUAGUUGCGGGUGGAAACACAUCUUCCGGCCGAAUGGCGAUUCAGCUUCUGAAACUUUCCGGCAUCAAGCCUGUCGUCACUUGCAGCGUCAACGCCAACGCCGACAUGAAGCAACUUGGCGCCGUAGAGACAUUCGACUAUCAUUCAAGCACCUGCGGCCGAGAGAUAAAGAACUAUACUCGCAACACAUUGGCACAUGCUCUGGAUUGUGUCACGUCAAACGAGACCAUGGCCAUGUGCUUCGAAGCUUUGGGGGCAAAGGGAGGUAAAUACAUCGGCCUUGAGGCCCCUCCGACGCAGAUUAAGUAUACCAGGCGCGAUGUCACCGUCGACUGGGUCCAAGCCCUUGCACUCUUUGGCAAGCCUGUCAGGUUGGAUGGCGUCUACGGUCGACCUGCUUUGCCGUCGGCUCGUCGGUUCGCGGCUGACCUUUAUCGUGUGGGCGAGAGAUGGACUCGGGAAGGAUUGAUCCGAGCCCCUGAGUUUCAGCUUCAAGAGGGCGGUUUGGACGGUAUCACAGAGGGCAUCGAUCAACUUCGCAAGAAACAGGUUCAAGGCCAUAAAUUGGUGUACUCAAUAUCUUAG
Clonostachys solani is the source of this 1050-nucleotide messenger RNA. The record is from the annotation of a GenBank genome assembly. Lineage: Eukaryota; Fungi; Ascomycota; Sordariomycetes; Hypocreales; Bionectriaceae.